AUGGUGCCUCCCAAGACAGCCGACUUUUCGGAGCAGUACGUUGCCGAUAUCCGCGAAUUGCCGUAUGUUGAACGUCAAGCUCUGAAAGCUGGGCCGAAGGUCAAAAUCUUCGAUGACAACACUUUCAUUAUGGAGCUGCCGCGCGCCCUCUUCUUAGCCGCCACUACCGAGCCGCGCCUGAUCACAUCGUCCGGCGAGAUCCAUCUUCCUCCCGACACCGGUGUUGACGGUAUCAUCUCUGUCGGAUGCUGGCUACUUGCCGUUGUCGAUUCGGAAGAGACGUUCCACCUCCGGCCGAAGAAAGACAUGGCUGACGAUCUCCGCAUCUGCCGCGCUGGUCGUCUUCUCGGCAUGGAAAAGUACAUCGACCACAUCCAUAGGCACUACUGGUGGAAAUUCUACAACAAGCCCUUCAGCGCCGCCGAUGUCGAUCUCGUCGUGGGCCUUGCCAUGGACCCGAAAGACCCGUUCUUGCGCCUCGUCUCCGAGCGUCUCGCCGCCUACCUCCGUGAUGGCCAGAUCAUGAACCCCGAUGCCCUGCGUGCCUAUAUCAAGCAGAACCCGAUGCUCGACAACACAGUCCGACAGGCCAACAAGGAGUUCAAGAAGAAGAAGCUGAAGGAGAAGGACAAGGCUGAGCGUGCUGCGGCCCGCGCCGAGCGCGAGGCGCUCCUCAUCGCACAGCGCAAGGAGGAGGAGGCUCGCCGUGAGGAAGAGGACCGCCAAAAGAAGCAGGAGCAGGCUCGAAAGGCGGCGGAGCAAGCCAAGCUCAAAGCCGAGAUUGAAGCCCGCCGUAAGAAGCUGGAGGACGAGUAUCGAGAGAAAAAGCAGAAGGAGCAGGCGCUGUGGGCGGAGCGCAAUAAGAAGGACGCCGAGCUGAACCGGUCACUUCAGGACAAGAUCCGCUCUGGGAAGAAGACGGUUACGCGGGAGGAGGCGCGGUACUUUGAGCGCACCCGGGGGAAGCGCUGCCCUUACAAUGUGGUGUAAAGGGGACUCUUCUCUUGAUAUAUUUCAGACCAGGCAAUUUUCGGAGUAUAGCGAAUGGGCUUUUGAUGCGAUAUGGGGAGGUCUGGCGCCAGAUACGCUAGGACCGUGACUGUUCUUUCAGUUCAGCGCGUGGAAUUUGUGGCUACAUGAGCCAUCUUAUAGGCGUCUGGUCUGGAUUGUGUUACUGGAGUCUCGCGGGAGAGCCCAUAUGCGACUCAUCAUAGCGC
This is a messenger RNA of Trematosphaeria pertusa, 1217 nucleotides long. RefSeq lists its product as uncharacterized. NCBI's taxonomy places the organism in Eukaryota, Fungi, Ascomycota, Dothideomycetes, Pleosporales, Trematosphaeriaceae. The coding region runs from base 1 to 990 and encodes 329 amino acids. The record is from RefSeq and is a predicted model, not a curated record. The transcript has a single exon.